AAAAAAGAGCAACACCACUCACUAGUUACAAAAAUAUCUUCCUAUAUUUAUAGACUAAUUAAUAAGCUCGAUCAAAGAUUCUACACUUCAAGAAUCAUAAUUAAUUAAUCUUCUUUCUUUCUUUUAUUUUGGAAAUUUUCUUUUUCUUUCAGACUGAAAAAGGAACUUUGAAAACAAAACUAGAUGGACCAUAUUUCCCUCUGCCCCCUCAUAGUUCUGCUGCUUUGUGCGGUGAUAUUAGCACUCAGAAAAAUAUUCAAAACAGUGAUCCAAGAUCACGAGAAAUCAGCGGCUGAUAUUCCUCCGGGAAGCCAUGGUUUUCCGGUGAUUGGAGAAACACUUCAGUUCAUGCUUUCCGUAAACAGCGGCAAAGGCUUCUAUGAGUUCGUUCGUAGUCGCCGUAUCAGGUACGGAAGUUGCUUUAGGACAAGUUUGUUCGGAGAGGCCCACGUGUUCCUGUCGACGACUGAGUCAGCUCGGGCUGUUUUAAAUAACGAGUCAGGGAUGUUUACGAAACGGUACAUAAAGUCCAUAGCUGCGCUUGUGGGUGACCGGAGCCUUCUUUGUGCUUCUCAACAUCAUCACAAGAUUCUUCGUAGCCAUUUUAUCAACUUGUUCUCCAAAAAAUCGACGGCUCUGAUGGUUAGAAACUUUGAUGAACUCGUCGUUGACGCGCUUAGUGGAUGGGAGCACCGUGGUACAGUGGUCUUGCUCACAGAUUUGCUCCAGAUAACAUUCAAAGCAAUGUGUAAGAUGUUAAUAAGUCUAGAAAACGAAGAAGAAUUGGAUUCACUGCAAAGAGAUGUGGGCUUUGUUUGUGAAGCCAUGCUUGCUUUUCCUCUCAAUUUACCUUGGACUAGAUUUCACAAGGGCAUCAUGGCAAGAGGAAGAGUUAUGGAGGUGUUAGAGAAGACAAUUAGAGAAAGGAGAAAUGAAACAAGUAGUCAUAACAAUAAUAAUCAUCAUGAAGAUUUUCUGCAGCAGCUUCUUGCAGUAGAUAGCGACGGCUCUGCUUCGUCUUCUGAUCAUUCUACUAAGUUGACUGAUGCUGAGAUUAAGGACAAUAUUUUGACCAUGAUCAUUGCAGGGCAGGACACGACGGCUAGUGCUUUAACGUGGAUGGUUAAGUACCUCGGUGAAAAUCAGAAGGUUUUGAAUUUUCUGAUUGAAGAACAAACUCGGAUUGCUAAGCAGGCAUCAGAUAAACCAUUUCUCGAACUAGAUGAUCUCACUGAAAUGACAUAUGCCUCAAAGAUGGUGAAAGAAUCUCUAAGAAUGGCGUCUGUUGUGCCUUGGUUCCCAAGAGUAGUACUUCAAGACUGUGAAAUGGAAGGAUACAAGAUUAAUAAAGGAUGUAAUAUAAAUAUUGACGCUAGAUCCAUUCAUCUUGAUCCUAACGUAUAUAGUGAACCUCACAAGUUCAACCCUUCAAGGAGGAAGCAAAAGCAAAUAGUUUCUUACCAUUUGGUAUGGGAGGAAGAACAUGUCUUGGACUUAAUAUGGCCAAAGCCAUGAUGGUAGUUUUUCUCCACCGUUUUAUAACCACUUACAGGUUCGUACAAUUAUCUUAUAUUAAUGCAUAAAUUGUAAUUUUUUCGGUUAUAAUAAAAAUAAUGCUUGUGACCCAAAAAUAAUAACGAUUAAGAUGGGAGGUGGUAGAUGGAGAUCCAAGCAUCGAGAAGUGGACAUUAUUUGCAAGAUUGAAGAGUGGAUAUCCGAUUCGUGUGUCACGUAGAUUGUAAAUAUAUAAGUUUCAAAUUAGAUCUUAUAUGUGUAUAAACAGACUCAACGAGUGUUCCUAAAGACUAUGUUUCAUAUCCAAAUGUAAUAGUUACAACUUUGCAUUAAUGUCAUAUUGUCAUUAUACAGUAGAGAAGGACAGACGAUGUUUCCACUU
Messenger RNA from Raphanus sativus (radish), 1897 nucleotides. Its product is annotated as abscisic acid 8'-hydroxylase 1. Gene Ontology annotation, molecular function: heme binding; monooxygenase activity; iron ion binding. The record is from RefSeq and is a predicted model, not a curated record. Lineage: Eukaryota; Viridiplantae; Streptophyta; Magnoliopsida; Brassicales; Brassicaceae. Gene Ontology annotation, biological process: brassinosteroid homeostasis; multicellular organism development; sterol metabolic process. Bases 184 to 1515 code for a protein of 443 amino acids. The transcript has 9 exons.